CAUCUCUGAAGUCAAGCACAACUAUUUUCCAAUACUGCUAGAGAGAGAAAAAGAGAGCAAAACCGGCUGAAUCUCUUGCAAGAUGUCGCUGCUUACAGAUCUCAUCAACCUCAAUAUCUCUGAAUCAACUGAGAAGAUCAUUGCCGAAUAUGUUUGGAUUGGUGGCUCUGGUAUGGACCUCAGAAGCAAAGCUAGGACCCUUCCCGGCCCGGUUAGCGAUCCUUCUCAGCUUCCCAAGUGGAACUACGAUGGAUCUAGCACAGGCCAAGCCCCCGGAGAGGACAGUGAAGUGAUCCUAUAUCCUCAGGCAAUUUUCAGGGAUCCAUUUAGGAGGGGAAACAACAUUCUGGUGAUCUGUGAUGCGUACACACCGGCUGGGGAGCCUAUUCCAACGAACAACCGGCACAAGGCAGCCAAGAUUUUCAGCCAUGCUGAUGUUGUUGCUGAGGUUCCAUGGUAUGGUAUCGAGCAAGAAUACACGCUGCUGAAGAAGGAAGUUAAGUGGCCUCUUGGAUGGCCCGUUGGUGGUUUCCCCGGACCUCAGGGACCUUAUUACUGUGGAAUUGGAGCUGACAAGGCCUUCGGGCGUGACAUCGUUGAUGCACACUACAAGGCCUGCCUUUAUGCCGGAGUCAACAUCAGUGGGAUCAACGGAGAAGUGAUGCCUGGCCAGUGGGAAUUCCAAGUCGGACCAUCUGUUGGCAUUUCAGCUGGAGACGAGGUUUGGAUAGCUCGUUACAUAUUGGAGAGGAUCACCGAGAUUGCUGGAGUCGUUGUGUCCUUCGACCCCAAGCCCAUUGAGGGUGACUGGAAUGGGGCUGGUGCUCACACCAACUACAGCACCAAGUCCAUGAGGGAAGAAGGAGGCUAUGAAGUCAUCAAGAAGGCCAUUGAGAAGCUCGGGCUGAGGCACAAGGAGCACAUUGCUGCCUACGGGGAGGGCAACGAGCGUCGCCUCACUGGAAAACACGAGACUGCUGACAUCAACACCUUCAAAUGGGGUGUUGCUAACCGCGGUGCAUCCAUCCGUGUGGGGCGUGACACGGAGAAAGAUGGGAAGGGCUACUUUGAGGACAGGAGGCCGGCUUCCAACAUGGACCCGUACGUCGUCACCUCAAUGAUUGCGGAGACCACCAUCCUUGGCAAGCAGUGAAGAGUUGGGAAAGAAGGGAUUCUGUUUGCUUCACAUUAUAUAGCAUAGUUUUUCAGUCGUUCUCUUGUUUUACUGUUACGGAACAUCAGUUUUAGCUUAGUCAGGCUGUGAGGCUGUGUUCAUGCCUGAUUGAGAUCAUUGGUGUUAAUAAUUUCUGUGAGGGUUGAAUUUCCUUCACUUGGAAAUUCAACAAACAGUUUCUUUGAAAUCUGCUUUGGUCAGAGUUUUAUGUUAUGCUAUGUUUGGUCUUA
Molecule: messenger RNA, 1404 nt
Organism: Salvia hispanica
Lineage: Eukaryota; Viridiplantae; Streptophyta; Magnoliopsida; Lamiales; Lamiaceae
Product: glutamine synthetase cytosolic isozyme
Cellular component (GO): cytoplasm
Molecular function (GO): glutamine synthetase activity
Source: RefSeq, a predicted model, not a curated record